AGAGAAGGGGAAUCACAUGUAAUCCACUGUAAACGUCUUGAUGUGCAGCAACAGCUUAGAGGGGGCUCAGGUUUCUGUGGCGUUGGCUAUAUUUAUCUCUGGUUCCAUGCCAGCGGGGAGGGUUUAAAUGGCACCCAGCAGUUGGCGUGAGGGGCUGCAGGAGCUUGGGGGCUGGUGGCAGGAACAAGCCUUUUCCGACCCCAUGGAGCUGUAUGAGACAUCCCCCUACUUCUACCAGGAACCCCGCUUCUAUGAUGGGGAAAACUACCUGCCUGUCCACCUCCAGGGCUUCGAACCACCAGGCUAUGAGCGGACGGAGCUCACCCUGAGCCCCGAGGCCCCAGGGCCCCUCGAGGACAAGGGGCUGGGGACCCCCGAGCACUGUCCAGGCCAGUGCCUGCCGUGGGCGUGUAAGGUGUGUAAGAGGAAGUCGGUGUCCGUGGACCGGCGGCGGGCGGCCACACUGAGGGAGAAGCGCAGGCUCAAGAAGGUGAAUGAGGCCUUCGAGGCCCUGAAGAGAAGCACCCUGCUCAACCCCAACCAGCGGCUGCCCAAGGUGGAGAUCCUGCGCAGCGCCAUCCAGUACAUCGAGCGCCUCCAGGCCCUGCUCAGCUCCCUCAACCAGGAGGAGCGUGACCUCCGCUACCGGGGCGGGGGCGGGCCCCAGCCAGGGGUGCCCAGCGAAUGCAGCUCUCACAGCGCCUCCUGCAGUCCAGAGUGGGGCAGUGCACUGGAAUUCAGCGCCAACCCAGGGGAUCAUCUGCUCACGGCUGACCCUACAGAUGCCCACAACCUGCACUCCCUCACCUCCAUCGUGGACAGCAUCACAGUGGAAGAUGUGUCUGUGGCCUUCCCAGAUGAAACCAUGCCCAACUGAGAUUGUCUUCCAAGCCGGGCAUCCUUGUGAGCCCCCCAAGCUGGCCACAGAUGCCACUACUUCUGUAGCAGGGGCCUCCUAAGCCAGGCUGCCCUGAUGCUAGGAAGCCAGCUCUGGGGUGCCAUAGGCCAGACUAUCCCCUUCCUCAUCCAUGUAAGGUUAACCCACCCCCCAACAAGGGACUGGAUGCCCUCAUUCAGCUGCCUCCUAAGAGGAGAGGGCAUCCCCUUUCCAGGGAGGUAAAGCAGGGGACCAGAGCGCCCCCUCGUGUAUGCCCCAGCUCAGGGGGCAAACUCAGGAGCUUCCUUUUUAUCAUAACGCGGCCUCUAAUUCCACCCCCCGAGUGAAACGGUUUGAGAGACACAGUGUCCUGACCUGGACAAGCUGUGCACAUCUCCUGUUCUGGUCUCUUCCCGAUGCCAGUGGCUGGGCUGGGCCUGCCCUGAAUUGAGAGAGAAGAAGGGGAGAGGAAUAGUCCUCUGUUCCGAAGUCCCUGGGGGGCCAAACUUUUGCAGUGAAUAUUGGGAACCUUCCAGUGGUUUUAUGUUUUGUUUUGUUUCGUGUGUUGUUUGUAAAGCUGCCAUCCGACCAAGGUCUCCUGUGCUGAAGUUGCCGGGGACAGGCAGGGAAAAGGGGUUGGGGCCUCUUGGGGGUGAUUUCUUUUGUUAACUAAGCAUCGUGUGGUUUUGCCAUUGUUUUGUAUUUUUUUUUUUUUUUUGCUAACUUAUUUGGAUUUCCUUUUUUAAAAAAUGAAUAAAGACUGGUUGCCAGAAGAGUGUCAGUGAUGAUGCAGAGGGAGGGAAAUGACUGACAGCCCUGCCCCUUCCCACUGAGCAGUCCAGACACACCCUAGUGGGCAGGGCUCCACAGCGCUAAGGGCCUCAUCUUGCCGGUGGUCACUAGGCACUGGGUACCCCUGCUCUUUCUACCAUGACGAAGGAAGUCGAGCAUGUCUGGACCUCAGUCUAGGUGGAGACCAGAUUCCACAGACAUCCUUGUGGGACACGGAGGACAACUGGCUAUGACAAUACUUCACAGCCACUGCUCACAGGCUGCUGUGCUCUGCGUCGUGUCCCACGGGUCCUCUGGUUUCAGUUAACUGAGCACCUCGUAAGCCCAGUGCUCAGCCCACAGCCAGAAUGCAGAGCUAGAAGUUGUGGUUUCCCUUCCCUAGUCCCCACCUCUGCCCUGGUGUCACAAUACCAGGAGCCCUGUAGAGAAGUGGGAGGUGAGGAAGGGGGAUCAGACACUGUCAUUUCCUUGUGGGCCAAAUAGCAUGGCCCCUCCCCAUUCUCCUCCAUUCCCUCCAGGCGGAAGGGGAUUGUGGUUCCUGCUUGCAGCUCCCAGCAUGAAGGAGAUUCAGAUUUAGCUCGGGGAGGGUAAAGGGGUCCACAAAGAACAAUCGAAGAGAAGCUGGGGUUCUCUUCCUUUGGGGUGCUAUUUUUCAAAUAUUAGCUUCCUGAGGGUAGAAGGUGGGUGGGAAGUUGAGAACAGAGAUUUUUGGAUAGACAUUACAUAAGGAUUAACUGGGGAGUUAACAGGAGCUAGAAUUCAAACUGAACAUGGACAUCUACUGAAAACUUUAUUAAUUCCAACUGCUUGGGGCUAAGUUCAUCAGAUUUAUUGCAAAUUAUAAGUUUCAGAAUCAUUACCGAAGCAGGGAUUCAGAGCAUGGUACAUUCCAGCCCUGCUUAAUUCUUUGGGGCCCUUGACAAUGGACUUAACCCAGUGUUGCCUGAAGCUCUAGCGACCACCCUGCACCGGCUCUGGGCUCAGCUGGGCCAUCUCUCCCACACCCACCCUCCUGACCUUACUGCUGGAGAGGAGAGUUACCACUGUGCCCCCCAAGUUUCUUCAGAAACUCUGCCUAAGGAAAAGGAUCAGAAGAAGCCUCCGGAGGCUCACAGAACUCAGGUGAGGGUGCAGAAGGGAGGGUCUCCCCCACUGCCUGCUUGUCCCAAACCAGUCAGGCAGGGCUUAUUGGGAAUUGCAAAUUGGCCUACUCUGCUCCCAUUGGUGGGAUUUUCUUCUUUUCAAGUUGGUAUCACUGAGUUUAGUCUUUCCCCCUUGGAGGGGCUGGAGAGGAAGACCAAGGUCAUUUCCAUGACUCUUAGCCCUGAUUCACUGCCCUGGGGAAUGAGGAGGGCAACCGGGCUGGCUGCAGUGCCUUGGCUCUGGAAUCUACAUUCACUCCCUUAUUACCCUCUGAAAAUACUCAGAACAUAUUCAUGGAGGAUCUUCUCCCUUCAAGUUCAUUUCCUCUGCCUCUGGCACCUCCCACAUUCCUAGGGUGGAAGCCACCCUGUCACCUGCAGCUGUGACCUGCCCAUCCCUUGCCCUCCUUCUUACUGGGAUAAGAAGGGCUGGCCAAGGAAGGCACUCAGCUCUACUGAAGGACAGGUUCUCGGGCUGCUGGAUAUAUUUUUGAAGUCUACUCCUCUUCAGUUAUCCUGACAAUUGACAGUGAGGGUCACGUUCAGACUCUGGAAAGAAUGAACAGUCCUCAGCAAUGAUACUGGGUGCAAUAGAUCCCUACCGUGGUGGAGUGUAGUCACUGUCUCCUUACUUUUUCAUGUCUUUAAGUCCUUAAGGGAAAAACAGUUUGCUAGAAUUCCACAGGUGUGAAUGGCAAACUCUGCUAAGCAGGAGGCCAGCCUCACUCGUUAUUUUCACAGAAUAAACAAUUGUUAUCGAACCAUGGCAAAUGCUUAAUCUUCACAACAGAAUUACAGAGAAGACUCCAAUUAAUGAACAAUGAGUUGGAGUUCUUUAGGGGGAUUAGCUCAAAUUUGUUCUUUAGUUGGAAGCACCUACAAUAAAUCAAACUGGGUUAAUCAAAUGUUGCUUAAUAAUGGACUUUAGGGAAUCUGCUACAAUGAAAAGAUAAAUAUUACUUAAAAUUGGCAUACCAAUUGUUGGUGCAUAAAUAGAAACUUCUUCGAGUGCUUAGAUAAUUGGUGUGAAUUGAACGCUUAACAGUACUACUUGUGGCACUCCAAUAAGCAUUCCUAGGGAUCUAACCUCUCAGAGUAAUUUAUUUGGUAGACUGGAAAACCUUCUUAAGUGCUGCAGGUGUAGACAGGGUGGAUCAACUGGAGAGGGAGGCGGCAGAGGGAUGAUGGAGGGUGAGAGGAAAAGAUACCCCUCAGCUCAGGUAUCUGUUUCCUGGGUAAAAAGCCACCCCAACAUGUUAGGUUCCUUGGGCUUCCCCAGGCUUCUGGGCCCCAUGCUGGGGCAGAAAAGCCUGAGGGCGGGCCUGGAAGAGUUCACGUUGAGCCGGGAUUUUGGCUAAGGAAGCUCAACCCAGUCCUGAAUGGAAACUCCAAUCACAGCCCCUCCACGAUUCUGGCUGUGCCUCAUCCCUGUCCCCCUCUGCCACAGGUCCCCACUCUGAUCCGGACUCCCUGCCCCUCACUGCUUGGAGCAUUCCUAGAGGGAGCAAAGGAAAGGGUUCUAGGAAAGACACCUAGAUUCUUCUUUCCUACAAGUGCAGAUCGAACCAUGAUGUCCAGCUCUCACCUCAAGCCCAGCAUGUCCAAAGUCAAACUCCCAUUUCCACAUAAGUCGGCUCCAUCUAUAUCCCCCGUCCCAGUGGAAAGCAGCACAAGGAAGUCAUAGUUUUCCUGGAUCCCUUCAGUGAAGAUCUCAUUCCCAUAGCCAGCCAGUCACCAAGGUUCAUCAGUUUUACCUUUGUUCCUGGAGAGGGUAGCAAGGGACCCCCAGAGGCCUGUAGGCACAGGGCCAGGACCUUCCCUCACCUCUGUUUUCCCUCCCUGGGCUGUGUCCAGGGUGCCUUGUCCCACUCCCUGUCACUUGUGCCCAUGGACUCUGCUGUCCUUGCUCCAUCCGUGUUUGGGGCACCAUCAGACUUAAAGAGGACACAGGAUGCAUGGUGCACUGUGCUACACGAAAGGGAGUUCACCACUCAGGGGUGCAGGGGAAACACGGCUCCCCAGAGAUUCACAGCAGCCAAAGACCACAUGAGUUGUACACACAAAGGAAUCAGGGAAAGGGAGCUGGGUAGCUGGGGAAGGCUUGUUGAGGGGCAGGGGCUUGAGUUUACUUAAAAGAGAAGCUAGCAACAUUUGAUAAGCAUUCCUUUUCAUCAUGCUACUCCUAAU
This is a messenger RNA of Nomascus leucogenys (northern white-cheeked gibbon), 4998 nucleotides long. RefSeq names its product myogenin (gene MYOG). Gene Ontology annotation, biological process: muscle organ development; positive regulation of myoblast differentiation; positive regulation of transcription by RNA polymerase II. The record is from RefSeq and is a predicted model, not a curated record. Gene Ontology annotation, molecular function: protein dimerization activity; DNA-binding transcription factor activity, RNA polymerase II-specific; RNA polymerase II cis-regulatory region sequence-specific DNA binding. NCBI's taxonomy places the organism in Eukaryota, Metazoa, Chordata, Mammalia, Primates, Hylobatidae.